Molecule: messenger RNA, 4458 nt
Organism: Doryrhamphus excisus (bluestripe pipefish)
Lineage: Eukaryota; Metazoa; Chordata; Actinopteri; Syngnathiformes; Syngnathidae
Gene: mbtps1
Product: membrane-bound transcription factor peptidase, site 1
Biological process (GO): proteolysis
Cellular component (GO): Golgi apparatus
Molecular function (GO): serine-type endopeptidase activity
Source: RefSeq, a predicted model, not a curated record
CGUAAACAGACGUCAGUAGUCUGCUGCUGAAGCUAAUGAGUUUGCUAACUAGCUUUUGUUCGGGGUAAGCAGAAGCAGAGGAAUGUAAACGUUCAAUGUGCGUCACUGCGAGGAAGCUAAGGAGUAAAAACCUCAGUGAUGCGAGACAGUUGUUUGAUUUAAGUCACGAAAGGACUACGCAGAUUGACCACACUUCGUCCUCCAUCAGAGCUCCUGCCAUUCCUCUCUCUUUCCACUUGUUGGACACAUUUUCUUCACUUUUCUCAACAUGGCAGCUGUGUUUCUACUCUGGCCGUGUUACUGAACUCCAUCUUGGACUAACACAAUGGAGAGAAAACGCAGAAAGAAAUUAUUUUAGCUGCUAAGAACAUUUUCAGUAUGGACUCACUUUUGGAGCUCUGGAUCUGAAUAUGAUGAUCCAUUCCCCUGACCCCGAAGCAGGAAUUACCGACUCUGUUGUCAUCUGAAGCAACAUCCUUCACAACGCAAAAUGCUCCUAGUACUCGUGCGGGUCUCCAUACUUAUGGGGCUGCUUGCAGGCUUCCUGCCUUCCGCGGGGAUGGAGCCGUUGCCAGAGAGCAGAUUCGUUUCUGAUCACAACCCAAGCUUUGAGUCACCUGACUCAAACUACUCUCAGGUCACUCUCAAAGUCGAGUUCUCGUCCAAUGUGGUGGAACAUGAGUACAUUGUGGCAUUCACUGGGUAUUUCUCGGCCAAAGCUCGCAGCCUAUACAUAAGCAGUGCCCUACGGAACGCAAAUGACGGAGCAUUGGAGUGGCACAUCGUUCCCAGGGAAAACCCAGCUUCCGACUUCCCCAGUGACUUUGAACUCGUCCACAUCCGACAAGUUUCAACUAGCAGUCUGCUGACCUUAGAGGACCACCCCUACAUCAAGAGAGUCACUCCACAACGCAAAGUGUUCCGGUCACUCAAAUACAUUCCUUCACCUGAAACCCCUGCACCAUGUAACAGCACCCACAGGAUGCAGAAAUGGCAAUCAUCCCGGCCUUUUAGAAGAACCAGUCUGUCACUCUGCUCAACCUUUUGGCACGCGACCGGGCGGCACUCGAGCCGGCGGCUGCUGCGGGCCAUCCCCCGUCAUGUUGCCCAGAUUUUGCAGGCAGACGUACUCUGGCAGAUGGGACACACUGGUUCUGGUGUGAAGGUGGCUGUGUUUGAUACAGGCCUGAGUGAGAAACACCCACAUUUCAAAAAUGUGAAGGAAAGGACAAACUGGACCAAUGAGAAGACACUGGAUGAUGGCCUGGGUCAUGGCACAUUUGUAGCUGGAGUGAUAGCCAGUAUGAGAGAGUGUCAGGGUUUUGCUCCGGAUUCAGAGCUGCACAUCUUCAGAGUGUUCACCAACAACCAGGUGUCUUACACAUCCUGGUUCCUGGAUGCCUUCAACUAUGCCAUCUUGAAAAAGAUUGAUGUUCUCAACCUCAGCAUUGGUGGCCCUGACUUCAUGGAUCACCCCUUUGUUGAUAAGGUGUGGGAGCUCACUGCUAACAAAGUGAUCAUGGUGUCUGCUAUUGGAAAUGAUGGACCUCUCUAUGGGACUCUGAACAACCCAGCUGACCAGAUGGAUGUUAUUGGAGUUGGAGGGAUCGACUUUGAGGACAACAUUGCAAGAUUUUCAUCCAGAGGCAUGACUACCUGGGAGCUGCCAGGAGGCUAUGGCAGGGUGAAGCCAGACAUUGUGACUUAUGGUUCCGGGGUUCGGGGAUCAGGGAUGAAGGAAGGAUGCCGAUCUCUGUCUGGCACCAGUGUGGCCUCUCCUGUGGUGGCUGGAGCUGUCACACUUCUGGCCAGCACUGUGUUAAAUCGGGAGUUAGUGAAUCCAGCCUCCAUGAAGCAGGCUCUGAUCGCCUCAGCCCGCAGGCUGCCAGGGGUCAACAUGUUUGAGCAGGGCCAUGGGAAACUGGACCUGAUCAGAGCUUACCAGAUCCUCAACAGCUACAGACCUCAGGCCAGUCUUUCUCCAAGCUACAUCGACCUGACGGAGUGUCCAUACAUGUGGCCUUACUGUUCUCAGCCUAUCUACUACGGAGGAAUGCCCACCAUCGUAAAUGUCACUAUCCUCAAUGGCAUGGCAGUCACUGGCAGGAUUGUGGACAAGCCUAUUUGGCAGCCCUACCUUCCUCAGAACGGAGACCACAUCGAUGUGGCCAUGUCGUACUCCCCAGUGUUGUGGCCGUGGGCUGGCUACCUGGCCGUGUCCAUCUCUGUUGCUAAGAAAGCAGCAUCAUGGGAAGGGAUCGCACAAGGUCAUGUGAUGCUGACAGUGGCCUCACCAGCAGAGAACGAUUCUGAAGUAGAAGGGGAACUGACCUCCACGGUGAAACUGCCCAUCAAGGUAAAGAUUGUCCCAACACCUCCACGCAGCAAAAGGGUUCUGUGGGACCAGUACCACAACCUGCGUUACCCACCGGGCUACUUUCCCAGAGAUAAUCUUCGCAUGAAGAACGAUCCACUUGACUGGAACGGCGACCACAUUCAUACGAACUUCAGAGACAUGUACCAGCACCUUAGAAGCAUGGGAUACUUUGUUGAAGUGUUAGGAGCGCCAAUCACCUGCUUUGACGCCAGCCAGUAUGGUACAUUGCUGAUGGUGGACAGUGAAGAGGAGUAUUUUCCGGAAGAGAUCACCAAGCUGAGAAGGGAUAUUGACAAUGGGCUUUCACUCAUCAUCUUCAGCGACUGGUACAACACUUCUGUCAUGAGGAAGGUCAAAUUCUAUGACGAAAACACCAGGCAAUGGUGGAUGCCAGACACGGGGGGCGCUAAUAUCCCUGCACUGAAUGACCUGAUCUCAGUGUGGGGGAUGGCAUUCAGUGAUGGACUGUAUGAGGGCGACUUCACGCUAGCAGAUCACGACAUGUACUACGCCUCAGGCUGCAGCAUAGCUCGUUUCCCAGAAGACGGAAUAGUGAUCGCCAAGAACCUAAAGGACCAAGGUCUAGAGGUGUUAAAACAGGAGACGGCAGUGGUGGAAAGGGUUCCCAUCCUUGGACUGUACCAAACACCAUCUGACGGGGGAGGUCGUAUUGCUCUGUACGGUGACUCUAACUGUAUAGAUGACAGUCACAGACAGAAAGAUUGUUUUUGGCUGUUAGAUUCUUUGCUUCAGUACACGUCCUACAGUAUGACGCCUCCCAGCCUAAGCCACUCUCACAGUAGGGUGGCAUCUCCUACAGCCAGCGAGCGCCCACUGCCACAGAGACUUGAGGGUAAUCAUCUUUAUCGCUACUCAAAGGUUUUGGAGGCUCACCUUGGAGACCCAAAGCCCCGUCCCUUACCAGCAUGUCCACAUCUUUCCUGGGCUAAGCCGCAGCCUGUCAAUGAGACAGCACCUAGUAACCUGUGGAAACACCAAAAGCUUCUGUCUGUGGAUCUGGAUAAGGUGGCGCUGCCUAAUGUGAGGCCUUACCGUCCCCAGGUCCGACCUUUAUCCCCUGGGGAGAGUGGGGCCUGGGACAUCCCUGGAGGAAUAAUGCCUGGUCGCUAUAACCAAGAAGUGGGCCAAACCAUUCCUGUCUUUGCCUUCUUGGGGGCAAUGGUGGUCCUGUCCUUUUUUGUGGUCCAGCUCACAAAGGCCAAGAGCAAACCCAAACGCAGGAAACCUCGCAUCAAACGCCCCACAUACCUGCAGCAGACAACAAGUUGGAAAAACCCCACAGUUUGACCAAAAGCGCAGUGCGGACAUAUGGAUGUGGACAAAGUGGGUUUGACUCCAUAAUGGAAUGCGGUGCUUAAGGUUCACAACAAAUGUCUAAUUGAGCGCAUUGAGGAGGACAUCAUUUGGCAGUUGGACCCAUGCGUCUCAAACUUUUUUUUUUUUUUUGCCAAUUGUCGAUUCGAGGCUGUCUGUGAGUGCUUGUGUGUGUUUGCAGAAUGAUGAACUGUUACACACGAUGUACAACACACACACAAACAAACACAACUGGACAAACCAGACAAAAUGCCUCUUUAAGACAUCCAUGUUUUAAACUUAGAACUUUCUUUUGACUCAAUUGAAUUAUCUACUUUUAUAUUUAUUGAAUUUGAAUUUGGUUGUACCCUAACACACUGACACACACACUUAUACAUAAUGCUAAAAAUAUAUCAAACAACUUACACAUACAGUUGCACUCAAAAUGUUUCAAUUGUGUAUAUUAUUUAUUUGCAAAGUUUCGUAACUUUCAGUAGAUUGCAAUAAAACAACAAACCAAAAAAAAAAGACAUCUAAUAUUAUAAAUGGUCACUUUAAAUAUUUGAGUGCAACUGUCCAUAUUGUAGACUAGUCCCCAUCACACGACCAAUGGAUGAUCAUGUUACAUACCUGUUCUUAAACUUUGUAAAAAUAAUGAACUCUGGAUAUACAUUUAUUCGCUUUAUCUCACUGAUAUUUUCAUCAAAAAGCAGCAGUGACUUCCAUAUAUACUUCAUCAAUAAAUGAAUAAAAAAAAAACAAUGUAA